Trifolium pratense (red clover) is the source of this 3222-nucleotide messenger RNA. Its product is annotated as FBD-associated F-box protein At5g56370-like. Gene Ontology annotation, molecular function: protein binding. The record is from RefSeq and is a predicted model, not a curated record. The coding region runs from base 113 to 1348 and encodes 411 amino acids. The transcript has 3 exons. NCBI's taxonomy places the organism in Eukaryota, Viridiplantae, Streptophyta, Magnoliopsida, Fabales, Fabaceae.
AAGCCAAAAAUUCAUUUACCCAUUUACCCUCUUCUGUUGACAGUAUUAUCGACCUUUGCGCAUAGAACCCUAGUUGAAGGUUACAUAACAGUCCAAUUGUGCCGAAGAAGAAAUGCAGCAACCGAGAAAUUCCAAAGCAGCACUGGCAGUGGAUAAAAUCAGCAGUUUACCGGACGCUAUUCUGAGUCGCAUUCUAUCUCUUCUCUCCAUCAAAGAUGCAGUUGCAACAAGUGUUCUGUCAAAGAGAUGGAUUCAUCUAUGGCACUAUGUUGACAGUAUCGACUUCUCCGACAUCAUCACAGUGAAUAGCAUUCUAUCUAAUAGCAAUUUUAACAACUUUAUGUACUCCGUUUUGCUCUCUCGAUAUGCCGCUGGCUCUCAUUUCACCAACCGUUUCUGCCUCGUAAUUGAAUACGGUAACCCUAAUCUUGCCUAUAAUUUAGGGUUUCCCAAUGUCAACAAAUGGGUUAACCUUAUUGUUCAACCUGGACUCAAGUAUCUUCGUCUCCAUCUCUAUGUGAAUGACAAUGCUGAUGACCAAAUACCCAAAUUGCCGAUAGGUAUUCUCAACUGUAGAACACUUGUAAGUCUCGACCUUCGCCAAUUCUGUGCGAAGGAUUUUUCUUUUUCUUCCAUUGGAUUUGGAUUUCCGUCGCUCAAUGUGCUUCAUUUGAGAGAUAUUUGCUUCCAUGAAGUUCGAGAUUUUAUGUUGCUUCUAGCUGGAUGUCCCAUUCUCGAGGAUCUACUAGCGAUAGAUAUAAACUUCCAUAACAAGGAAGAUCCUCUUACUAUUCAAGAGUUUAAAAGCUUAAGCUUACCCAAAUUGAUUAAUGCACAUAUGGCUCAAUGUUGGUGUUCAUGUUUUCCGAUGAAAGCUCUUUCUAAUACGGAGUUUUUAUGUGUUGAGACGUUCAUGUUAUGCACAAAAGAACAGGUGAAUCCGCCACAAUGCCCUUACUAUGAUAUUCCUAUAUUUCAUAAUUUAACCCAAUUGGAGCUCCAUGAUAGGUUGGAAUUGGUAGCACAAGUGCUCCAAUACUUCCCUAAGCUUCAAAAACUCGAACUUAACCAGGAGUCAUAUGAGACAGCGGGGAAUGAAGAAGAUGGUCAGCAAAAUUGGGCGGAACCAGAAGUUGUCCCACAAUGUCUUUCAUCACACCUUAGAACUUGCAGUAUUCAUAACUUUUUAGGCUUACAAAGUGAGCUUAUGUUAGCAAAAUAUAUUUUGAAGAAUGCAAGAAAUUUACAAAUCAUGGAAAUCGGGUACCUAAGAUGUUAUCCUGAAAUGCAGAUAAAAUUGUCUGCGUGCCCAAAGGCCUCUGCAACAUGUCAACUUUUAUAUUAUUGAUAACAUAUGGACUGUGUAAAUUGUAGUUUCUCUAUCCUGCUUUUUGUUUCAUUGGCUUCUACUAUGCAACUGUUGGAUUUGGUGGUUUAAACUUUGAACUAUGAGCUAUUAAUUAUGAAGGUCGUGACUUUAUCUCCCUGCAUAAAUGAUGGGAAAAUUAUCUUUAAAUGAUUUAGUUAGUACUUAUCUACCCUACCUAUUUAUUUAUAUAUAUUUGUUGAGCUGUUUAGGUUCAAUUAGAUAAAGUCUUAUCCAUUUUAUGGGCAGUUGGGCACCUAUAUGUUAAAGUCAGAUUUGAUGCACAUAAGUAGUUAUCUUCUCACUGGCAAAAACACAUUUAUAUAGAAAUAUGUCUUCUUAUCUUCCCACUGAUAACAAACCCAUAUAUAUAUAUAGAGAGAGAGAGAGAGAGUUCCCAAUUUCAUUAUUUUCUAAUGUUAUGCUAUAUUUUGAUCUUACUGGUUACAUACAUUUGAUAACAUGAUUGGUGUCCUCGUAACUAAGAGGCUUUGAGAUACUAAAAGCAAUAUAUAGAUCUUGAACUAAUUCCCUUAGACUUGGCGAGAGAUCUAAUAACUCCAAUUUUCACAACUUUAACAGUUAGGAAUGCACAAAUUUAGUGAUGAAAAGUGCCAAUUUAAAUUCAUUUUGGAUUUCAUAUGUUGACAUUACAUUAAAGAGUAGUGAAACUAAAAACAAACUUGUUUGUGCUUUGCUUAAUAUCUGCUUCUGUACUACUAUUCAUAUCACAAAACGUGUUACUGGUUUUUAUGUUGUGAGUUGUGACCGAUAUACAGAACUUAUUCUAGAAAAUAAGAAGUUAUGGUUAGUGGAUAGUUUAUUUACUUGAAAAUUUAAAACUACUCUACUCUCUUGAUUCUCUAAAUAAAAUAGUUGAUUCAUAUGCUAGAAAAACAGUGAGGAUUACUCCCUGUUUGUGUAAAUGUGAUGGUAUUCUACUUUAUGUUUGCUGACGUUGCUCAAAAACUCAAUUUGAGAACUCCAUCCACUAUACCAUGCUUCAGAACAACUUGCUUCUUUCAUAUUAUGAUACAUACCGACAAUAUUAUUUGUCUUUAUUUUUGUAAUUUUUGUUUGUUAAUUUGAUUGCCUUUUCUUAAUUGUAAUUUGUACCUUCAAUAAAUUUGUGGUCAAUGGAAUGUAUACUGGAAAACCAAAGAAGAGGUAGGUGCUGGAAUGGCUGGCCUAGCAGGUGAUUCUGGUAGCAGGGUCUGCUGAUUCUGCACUAUGGAAAGCUAUCUCCAGGCUCUGGCCAAAGUUUAAAUAUAAUCAUAUUUGAGUUGUUGCCUUGUUGGUGAUGGGAAGGAUAUUCGAUUCUGGUAUGAUAAAAGGUGGGACAAGCUGAUGCUGGAUAUUUGAGUGGAUAUGAUUGAGAUAAUUCCAGAGUUGGGUGCAAGCUGGAAACUUAGUCAUGUUGUGACAAAAAAUGGUAGCUCCAAUUUCAAUAAGUUUUCUGAGUAUGUACUGAAUGAAUUUUUACAAAGGAUUUAAGCAAUUCUUCCUCCACAAGCGUAUCAAGGUACAAAUGUACAGCUCUGGCCAGGGGGGAGAAGUGGCCAGUAUAGUGGCUGGUGCUUACUCAAAGAUUGGAGGUAUUACUGAGACUGGGGUGGCUAGAAAAUGGAAGCAGGUGUGGAAGAUAGGCAACUGAGAGGGUGUGUAUUGCAUGUCACACGCUAUAUAAUAAUUUAUUAACCAAUAUUAGAGAUAUAGUUAGUUGCUCUAGUUACGAGUUAGUUAGUCUAGUUAGUUAGCCUAUAAAUAAGCUUUACACUAGUCAUUUGUACCUAACUUUCUUAUCAUUGUAUUUCUACUCAUUACCAUCAAUACAAGUCUUCUAAUCUUUCUCUCUA